This is a messenger RNA of Corticium candelabrum, 1169 nucleotides long. RefSeq lists its product as uncharacterized. Gene Ontology annotation, biological process: sterol biosynthetic process. The transcript is spliced from 4 exons. The coding region runs from base 28 to 960 and encodes 310 amino acids. Gene Ontology annotation, cellular component: endoplasmic reticulum. The record is from RefSeq and is a predicted model, not a curated record. NCBI's taxonomy places the organism in Eukaryota, Metazoa, Porifera, Homoscleromorpha, Homosclerophorida, Plakinidae. Gene Ontology annotation, molecular function: sterol 24-C-methyltransferase activity.
UUCCGGACCACCACGUUAUAGCUUGAAAUGGCAACGACAGGCCGUUCCAGUGAUCGCACGGAUGCAGAAAGCAAGAAUGCCAUGGAAGAGCAUAACAAGUAUCCCGAUGCGAGGUCGUUCGUGUACUUGAAUGUCCUUGGCAAUUCAUUCCACACAAGUCCGGCAAGAAAAGGCCAGUCGCUCAGCGAGGCGCAGCUCACUCACGAACACCGCAUGGCUUUGAAAGGAAGAAUCGAUAAAGGGAUGCACGUUCUGGAUUGUGGAUGUGGCGCCGGCGGACCGGCUCGAUCGAUAGCAACUCUUACUGGAGCGAGAGUGACUGGAAUCAACAUCAGCAAGUAUGAGCUAAACGCUGCUCGAGAAGUCACCAAGAAAAUGAAUUUGGAGCAUCUCUGUGACUUCAAAGAGGCCAGCUUUGAUGAAUUGCCUUUUGAUGAGGGUACGUUUGAUCGAGUCAUUAGUAUAGAAGCUGUUCUUCAUGCAAAAGACAGCCGACGUGUAUUUAGUGAAAUCUAUCGUGUCCUCAAGCCUGGGGGCAUCUAUAUUAGUCACGAUUGGGCCAUGAAAGAGAAAUACGACGAGUCAAACUCAGAACACAGACAGAUCAUCAAGUCAAUGGUUGAUAACUAUGGUCUGUACGGACUCGAAACUACGUCCAAACUUGAACAAUUUUUUCGCGAUUGUGGGUUCAACAUCCUCGAAACUGGCGAUUUUAGCGAUGACUCUCAAGUUCAUUGGACUGAGUAUUUGGAACAAGAAGGAGGACUUUUGACUUCUUGGUUGGGUGACAGGUUUUUCUUCCCAUUUAUCUACCUAUUGGAGACUUUGCGAAUCGCACCGAAAGGCACGCUGUCUGUUGUGGAUUUGAUGGACAAGGCAAAGGUCGCAAUGAUUCGUGGAGGCAAAUUGGGGAUUCUCACUUCAAUGGCUAUGUUUAUUGUCCAGAAGCCAGCAGCUUAGAUCGGAUCUGCUCGUCAGGCAAUUGACAAUAGAACUCGUGUCUUACAAUAGUUAAUGGAAAGAUAUGUGGUGACUAUAGAGUUACAUAGUUUGUGUGUUAGAAUGCAGUCAUUGCACUGUAUGGUGCUAGACGUGCAAGUAUGUAUGUUAAGUGUUUGAUGGUCUAGAUGAAGAUCGUGUUUGGCUAAAGAGAUCGACAGUCACAGCAA